This is a messenger RNA of Epinephelus moara (kelp grouper), 1321 nucleotides long. Its product is annotated as stereocilin-like. Gene Ontology annotation, cellular component: cell surface. Gene Ontology annotation, biological process: cell-matrix adhesion. The coding region runs from base 30 to 1145 and encodes 371 amino acids. The transcript has 10 exons. NCBI's taxonomy places the organism in Eukaryota, Metazoa, Chordata, Actinopteri, Perciformes, Serranidae. The record is from RefSeq and is a predicted model, not a curated record.
UCACGCAGACAUUUGGGGAUCCAUCUAAUAUGUCAGUUGAGGAUUUGGAAACACUGGGUCCCCUCCUCUUUUUGAAUGGCAAUGCUACAUCAGCUCUGCCCAAUAAGCCUUGGAUGAAGGACAUUCUCUGUUCCCUGAAGUCGGACCUGUUCCAUGCCCCGGACGCCCUGAGAAAGAAAUGCUUCGAUCUCAUCACCGCCAACAAUAAGAAACCCACUGUGGAGUUGAUUGAAGAACUGCAAAUGGACAACGUCUACUGGACAGCAGCACAGCUGGAAGAGAUGUCAGCCGAGACCUUCCUGGCUGUUUUCGAAGUCCUUGGGGAUGUCUGUGGCUUCAACACAGACCAACUAGCUGUGCUCAGCAAAAAAGCAAAUGAGACCUUGGGCCCAGUGUCCCAGAUGACUGAGAGUGUGGUGAUGCAGUUAGGAUGUAUAAUUCGGGGCUUCUCAGACGCGGACCUGGAGGAGCUUCCCAUCCCACUGGACUCUCUGGAGAACAUUGCCAAGUGUGGCUGGAAAGAGUCACAGAUGAAGUUGGUGUGGAGGGCCGUUGCUAAGUAUAACAACCUGACAGCGCAGCAGCUGGAAGCUGCUGACAUGGUAGAACUGAACCAGUUCAUGUGUGGCCUAGACCCUGACGAGAUCAGUCAGCUCGACAUGGACGCCUUCAGGGAAGCUGUGGGCUCAAUGGAUGAUGUCCAGUUCCCCCCCACGGCUGCACGACGCCUGAAGAGUCUUGCUGUGUCUGCAUUUGGAAAUCCCAACACCUGGCCUGAAGCUGAAGUGUCUGACCUGAGCACCAUCAUUGGUGGGUUGAAUGGAACGGAGUUGGCUUCUUUAGACCUGCCUGUCUUUCCUUUUCUCAGCCACCUGUGCAUCCCAGUGAUAACACCAGACAACUUAGCUCAACUCUCUCCUGAUCAGCUGAAGGCUUUUGAACCUGACACUGCCGCCAAGGUAACUGCUCAACAGCGAAGUGCCCUGGGAAAGAAGCAGCUGGACGCUCUUGAGAGCGCCGAGGCCGGGUCACCUUACCAAACUCAAAGAUCUGACCACUCAGGAGCUCCAUCUCUGAGUGUCGAGGGGAUCUCAGCCUUCACCACGCCCCUUCUGUUUCUUCUGAUGGGCUUCCUGCUGCUGUGAGAACAGAGCGCCACCGUAUCCAACUAUAAAAGUAGCAGACGCUUUCAGCUAACCACACACACACACACGCAGCCACACUAAAUCAUUAUAGGGCAUUUGUGAUGUAUAAUUCUUCUCUUAUUUGUGAUGAAGACGUCUCUCAGACUGUCUGACAUGAUCUGUGUAUGAGCACAGGA